CUUCUUCUGCAUUUUCCUGGGGUGUUCGCUCUCAUUGCAUUUCCCGCAGUGUUUCUCAAUCACAAAGUGACAGCUAAGCCUGUCAGGGAAGAUGGAAAACACACAUGUGGGCCAAUAUCCUCCAGCAACUGCUAGAGCCCUGGGGACAGCCAGCACACAGUGGGUCCAGGAAGCGGACAGAAUGGAGAGGACAGGACUCUGGGGGUGGCCAUGGCUGCUGCUGCUGCUCCUGCUGCUCUGGGUCUCAGGAUUCGAAGUGGUAGGUGAAGAGGAGAAGCAAAUAUGUCUGCAAGAAGGAAGGAACCUGAGCGUAUCUUGCGUUUACAACAUCAUGCUCUAUGAGUCCAGCCUCAAGGCCUGGCAGCGGGUGGGGAGCCAGGGUUCCGCAGAGACACUGGUACGCACGAACACUAGAAACACGGACAGAAACGUGGCCCGGGUUGGGAGAUACUUCCUGGAGGAUGAUCCCACCAUCGCCGUCGUCAGCGUCACAGUGACAGAGCUCCAGAGGCAGGACUUGGGGCUGUACCAGUGUGUGAUUGACCUCUCAUCACGGAGCCCCUUGGUGCUGCUGCCUAGGAUUCGGCUGGUACAGUGUGAAGAUCCUUCGGAUACCACUGCCUCAGACAAAACUCCUUCUCAGAAAACGACUCAGGUUCCCACCCGUCCUCAUGACACCACCAAGACCCAGAGCAUUCUUCAUACCAGCCCCAGAACUGUGACUCAAUUCCUGCCCAUGGUAACUGCCAGCCUCUCCUCUCCUGGCCUCGGAGUCACCCCCACACAAAGGACAGAUGUCAUCAGGAUCUCUCUGAUCAGCAUCGUUGUCUUCGUGGUGUGUGGAAUCCUGAGUAAGAGCCUGGUUUUCACUGUCCUGUUGGUUGUCACGCAGAGGUCAUUUGGAUCGAGGCCCGUGAACCCACAAAAAUGACCUGUGACCUUUAUCCAUGUCCAUCUGACAGCUGUGCUGGAAGAAGAAUGCGAAGUAAAAGGAAAGGGGUCGGGGGAGACAAUGACUUAGUUGGGUUUGUAACAUAGAUUGUCUCGAAGGUUCAGGAUCCCACCUUCCUGGCCCCAGGAAGUCCCCCCAUUUCACUAAUAACCUUGGGUGUGUGCUUUGCCCCAUCAGAAGAGACGAUAUAGCCCCUAGCAUGCCUGGACCUCCAUGCCACCAGAGGCUCAGGAUUUGCAUUAAAUAAAAACAAUGCUUUUCACUGUCA
Molecule: messenger RNA, 1220 nt
Organism: Rhinolophus ferrumequinum (greater horseshoe bat)
Lineage: Eukaryota; Metazoa; Chordata; Mammalia; Chiroptera; Rhinolophidae
Product: triggering receptor expressed on myeloid cells 1-like
Exons: 4
Coding region: 92-931 (279 amino acids)
Biological process (GO): chemokine production; neutrophil chemotaxis; neutrophil-mediated killing of gram-negative bacterium
Source: RefSeq, a predicted model, not a curated record